AUUGAAUCGUCACGACGAUAAAAAUUAUUGCUACAGGCCGAUUCAUACGUCUUAUUAGUUACAUAAAGUAAAAUUAUGAUAACGCUAUUAUCUCGAAAUGCGGAGAAGGGGAAUGCUACAUUGCAUGGGCUACAGGCAUGCUACAGGCAUGCAGAUACAUUCGGUCUCAGGAUCUGAUUGAGAGACCAUACAAGAAGUUUUGCGCAACAAUGUUGAGUCGCGUCAUUUUUCUGAUUUGUUGUAUUUUAAUGGGUGAUAUCGUGAUAGCGUCGAAACCAUUGUCGAUUUUAGUGGUAGAGACUGUUCCGUCGCCUAGCCACCACGUCUGGACAGAGCAUUUGGUUAAAGGACUACUUCGCAAAGGUCAUCAUGUACACGCAGUCAGUAUAUUAGAGACUAAGGUCAAGGGUAAACUCGCGCAAAAUUUAACAUACGCCGUUUUCGAUAGUCUAAUGGAUACUUAUGAUGAAUCUAAUAAUUAUGACCCAGUUGAGUGGCAGAAGUAUAGCGUAUUUUAUACGGCAUAUUUUGUAUAUCAGUGGGGUAUUCACGCAUGUGACACAUUGAUAAAAACUGAAACAGCGAGAGAUCUUUUGAAAGUGAUUAAAACAGUCGAGUUUGACGUAAUAGUGCAAGACAUUACUUUAACUCAAUGUUUCUACGGAUUAUGGGAGAUUGCUAAAGGCAAGCCACCCAUAGUAGGCUAUAUUCCUUUUGGUGCUACACCUUAUCUCAAGGAUUAUAUCGGUGGUCCAAGUUAUCCGACUGUUCGAUCUUACACACAUGCAGCCAUUGCAAAACCUGAAGGUUUGUGGCUGAGAACGUGGAAUGCUUUAUAUUACAUUGUGGAUGAUCUCAUACGACAUUACUAUUUCUUUCCUAUUAUUCAACGACUUACUGAAGAAUAUGUAGGCCAUGCAAUUAGACCAUUACAUAAAAUAGAAAGAGAAAGUAUAAAUAUUGUACUAAUUAAUAGUCAUUCUGCGCUCGAAUCUGCGAUACCACUGCCACCGAAUACCCUAGAGAUUGCAGGAUUAAAUGCUCAGGCCGUGCAACCAAUUGCCGGCGAGGUGAUCGUAACGUAUCCUGAGGAUGUGCGCAUAUUUCUUGACGGAGCAAAGAAUGGAGCUAUCGUAAUAUCGUUAGGAACGAAUGUGAAAUGGAAACAUCUCAAUUUAGACACGGUUAAAUCUGUUAUACUGGCUCUGUCGAAACUGAAGCAGCGAGUGCUGUGGAAGUUAGAUAUUGAAGUGCCAUUUGAGAUACCGGAAAAUGUAAUGGUUAUGAAAUGGAUGCCUCAAAGCGAAGUUUUAUGUACGUUUCACAGUUUCUAUGAAUGCACAAGAAACAUGAGACACAUAUUUCUACAUAACAUUUGUUUAAUUAGCUAUUGCUUUGCUUAUAUUCGUUUAUCAACGUAAACAAUUCUUUUAAACAAGUUUUGGCUAGAGUUCCGUAUAUGCGACCCCCCUUCGAUUUGAAUCUACUUUUGCAGCCACGUAUUUAGUACAUACUAAAAGAAGUCGAAAGCCCCAGUGCAAACUUG
Temnothorax curvispinosus is the source of this 1546-nucleotide messenger RNA. Its product is annotated as UDP-glucuronosyltransferase 2B16-like. The transcript has 4 exons. The record is from RefSeq and is a predicted model, not a curated record. Lineage: Eukaryota; Metazoa; Arthropoda; Insecta; Hymenoptera; Formicidae. Bases 138 to 1421 code for a protein of 427 amino acids. Gene Ontology annotation, molecular function: UDP-glycosyltransferase activity.